Molecule: messenger RNA, 1181 nt
Organism: Osmerus eperlanus (European smelt)
Lineage: Eukaryota; Metazoa; Chordata; Actinopteri; Osmeriformes; Osmeridae
Gene: ak1
Product: adenylate kinase 1
Exons: 8
Coding region: 39-785 (248 amino acids)
Biological process (GO): ATP metabolic process; nucleoside triphosphate biosynthetic process
Cellular component (GO): cytoplasm
Molecular function (GO): ATP binding; AMP kinase activity; nucleoside diphosphate kinase activity
Source: RefSeq, a predicted model, not a curated record
GUGUUAACUUCCGUGGACGACCUGGACGUCUCUGUGAAAUGCUGUGCGGUCUGAGCAGGAUUCAACUGAGCUAUAAAAAGCAGGAGGGGAAGGGAGGGCCGCCGCGUUGCAGGGACAGAGGACACAGACAGAGCAGCAGAACCCCAAGCACUGAACUAGAGCCACGCAACGCGUCAAGAGUUAAAGGAAAACUCUUCAACAUGGCGGACAAAAUAAAGGAUGCCAAGAUUAUCUUUGUGGUGGGUGGGCCUGGCUCUGGUAAGGGCACCCAGUGUGAGAAGGUGGUGGCAAAGUACGGCUACACCCACCUGUCUUCUGGGGACCUGUUGCGCGCUGAGGUGUCUUCUGGCUCCGAGAGGGGCCUGCAGCUACAGGCCAUUAUGCAGAAAGGAGAGCUUGUACCCCUAGACACAGUCUUAGACAUGAUCAAGGAUGCCAUGAUAGCCAAGGCUGAUGUGUCUAAGGGCUUCCUUAUUGACGGCUAUCCCCGUGAGGUCAAACAGGGAGAAGAGUUUGAGAAAAAGAUCGGCGCUCCCUGUCUGCUGCUGUACAUUGAUGCCAAGGCUGAGACCAUGGUAAAGAGGUUGAUGAAGCGUGGCGAGACCAGCGGCCGUGCUGAUGACAACGAGGAGACCAUCAAGAAGCGCCUGGACCUGUACUACAAAGCCACUGAGCCAGUCAUUGCCUUCUACGAGAGCCGUGGCAUUGUCAGGAAGAUUGACUCUGAGUUGCCAGUGGAUGAAGUUUUUGGUCAUGUUGCCAAAGCUAUUGAUGCCCUUAAGUAAAAAAAAAACUAAAAACCAUGACUGGGUGAACUUUUUGGUGUUUUUAUAUCUAUGUGUACAUCUCAUGACAUAGAAAUCAACAAACUGCUGUGUCUUCUUGGUUUGAAAGAAAGGUCAUACAGGAACAGCUAUGCCUUAACUCCAACUUAACACCUUUGACAAUAACUUACUGUAUGAGGCCACUUACAGUAACAAAACCAGCACUCACAAGAUUGUUUGUUGCUGUUUGGUCUGCUGUGUGCUGUUUGUGCACAAUUUUUUGUUAAUUGUCUUGUGUGUGUGUAAGAGAGAGAGUGAGUUGAGUGUGUGUAUGUAUAGAAAUAUGCAAGUUCUCACCUACUGUUCCUUUUUUUUCUUUCCUUUAAUUAAACCGUUACCAUUUAGACUCUGACCUAA